This is a messenger RNA of Salvelinus namaycush (lake trout), 3169 nucleotides long. RefSeq names its product MAU2 chromatid cohesion factor homolog. The transcript has 19 exons. The record is from RefSeq and is a predicted model, not a curated record. NCBI's taxonomy places the organism in Eukaryota, Metazoa, Chordata, Actinopteri, Salmoniformes, Salmonidae. The coding region runs from base 345 to 2156 and encodes 603 amino acids. Gene Ontology annotation, cellular component: SMC loading complex; chromatin. Gene Ontology annotation, molecular function: protein binding; double-stranded DNA binding. Gene Ontology annotation, biological process: mitotic sister chromatid cohesion; maintenance of mitotic sister chromatid cohesion.
UGUUGUUGGGUCAAUCUCUGUGGUUUUGCAACACCGCCGUCUAUUUGUCAGUCUUUCACACCGUUGACGAGGUUUUGACUAGAUUGACGAUUCUCCCAAACUGAGACAGGCGGUGGUUUAAAUCUAGGUGUUGUCUGCCUAAAAGUUAUUGGAGUUUUUCUCGCUCACGAGAUUAUUAUAGCACGUACGGCACGUACUUGUUUUGGACUACAAAUAUAGAUUAUUACGGCACGUACUUGUUUUGGACUACAGGUACCAUAGAUGUUUUCAAAAACAAAGAUCUCGCUUGUAGUCGAAAACACGCGAGGGUGACACGGUGCUCAAUAGUUGUUGUUAUUGGGAAAAUGGCGUCCAACGUAGAGGCCCCGGAAUCUUGGUACCUCGCCCUUCUCGGCUUUGCAGAACAUUUCCGCACCUCAAGCCCACCCAAAAUUCGUCUGUGUGUACAUUGUCUUCAAGCUGUUUUCCAGUUUAAACCUCCGCAAAGGGUUGAGGCAAGAACUCAUCUUCAACUAGGCUCGGUCCUCUAUCAUCAUACGAAGAACAGCGAGCUCGCGCGGAGCCACUUGGAGAAAGCGUGGUUCAUUUCACAACAAAUCCCACAGUUUGAAGAUGUUAAAUUUGAGGCUGCAAGUCUUUUAUCAGAACUCUACUGUCAGCAGGUACCGAAUCUGGUGGAUUCUGCAAAGCCUUUACUGCGAAAGGCAAUUCAGAUCUCACAGCAGACUCCCUAUUGGCACUGCCGCCUGCUGUUUCAACUGGCGCAACUGCACACUCUAGAGAAGGACCUUGUGUCUGCAUGUGACCUCCUGGGUGUCGGUGCUGAGUACGCCAGAGUGGUGGGCUCGGAAUAUACCAGAGCGUUGUUUCUCCUGAGUAAAGGAAUGCUCCUACUGAUGGAGAGGAAGCUGGGGGAGGUGCACCCUCUGCUCACUCUGUGUGGGACCAUCGUGGAGAACUGGCAGGGAAACCCCAUCCAGAAAGAGUCUCUUAGGGUCUUCUUUCUGGUGCUGCAGGUCACACACUACCUGGACGCUGGACAGGUGAAGAGUGUGAAGCCCUGUCUGAAGCAGCUGCAGCAGUGCAUCCAGACUAUCUCUACACUCCACGACGAUGAGAUCCUGCCCAGUAACCCGGCUGACCUCUUCCACUGGCUGCCCAAAGAGCACAUGUGUGUUCUUGUCUACCUGGUGACUGUCAUGCACUCCAUGCAAGCAGGGUAUUUGGAGAAGGCACAGAAAUACACAGACAAAGCACUCAUGCAGCUUGAGAAACUAAAAAUGCUGGACAGCAGUCCCAUCCUCUCCACUUUCCAGGUCAUUCUGCUGGAGCACAUCAUCAUGUGCCGACUAGUCACUGGUCACAAGGCCACCGCAUUACAAGAGAUCUCCCAGGUCUGCCAACUGUGCCAACAGUCCCCCAGGUUAUUCACCAAUCACGCUGCCCAGCUUCACACUCUACUAGGCCUGUAUUGCAUAUCUGUCAACUGUAUGGACAAUGCAGAGGCACAGUUCACCGCCGCUUUGCGGGUAAGUGACCUAACCACACACCAGGAGCUGUGGGCGUUCAUUGUAACAAACCUGGCCAGCGUCUACAUCAGGGAAGGAAACAGACACCAGGAGCUCUACAGUCUCCUUGAGAGGAUAAACCCUGAUCACAACUUUCCUGUGAGCUCUCACUGUCUCCGCGCUGCAGCCUUCUACGUCCGAGGACUCUUGUCCUUCUUUCAAGGACGCUACAACGAGGCCAAACGGUUCCUUAGAGAAACUCUGAAGAUGUCCAACGCGGAGGACCUGAAUAGACUGACAGCCUGCUCACUGGUUCUGCUAGGCCAUAUAUUCUAUGUACUGGGAAACCACAGGGAGAGCAACAACAUGGUGGUUCCAGCGAUGCAGCUGGCCAGCAAGAUCCCUGACAUGUCUGUCCAGCUGUGGUCCUCGGCCCUUUUAAAAGAUCUGAAUAAGGCCCUGGGAAACACCAUAGAUGCCCAUGAAGCAGCUCAGAUGCACCAGAACUUCUCGCAGCAGCUUCUCCAAGACCACAUCGCUGCCUGCAGCCUCCCCGAACACAACCUCAUCAGCUGGACGGACGGCCCACCACCUGAGCAGUUUCAAGCCCAGAACGGCCCAACAUCCAGCCUGGCCAGCCUGCUAUGAGCACCAGGCUCGUAACACAAGGGCUGCCUUCCUAAAGGCCUCAAAGUUGUCUAGAAUUGAACCAUAGUUUCUUUCUGUCUUAGGAAAAUUUGAGGGGGAGUGUGAAAACAUUGUAGCAGUUAUAUGAAUAAGGUAUUCAUGGUUUUUUUCUCUCCAGCUUUUCUUUGUAUGAAUGCAAUUUCUCCUCAUGCAUGGAAGUUCCUGAUAUUGAUUUACUCUACACGUGUUGCUAACCAUCUGCUGAAGAUUUUCACAGCUUCAUUGUUUUGUACCACCCCCAUCCCAUCCUCAUGAAUUAGUGUAGGUACAAUUGCCAUCACUUCUCAUGUAUUGAACCAGUAACAUGUUUUGUUUCAUGCUAAGUUUGGACUUGGAUCUGAAUGUUAACUGGGUAGUGUUGUUGAGCUCAACAGUUUGAAUUUCUUGCUGAAAGACUGCAAGUGAGAAUAGCGAAAUAAUUGAAUGUUCAAGUGCAGUUACUUAAUGGAACAGCAGGUGUCCCUGUUGAGCUUUGCUUUGAAAAACCUGCUUUGAGAGAUUUUGUUAAAUUUGGCCUGUCAUAGAUUAGCAAGAUGCAUCACAAACUCAUCUGUUUUCUGUACAUAUGAACUAUAGUUAAUUUAAUUUCCAUAGAUCAUGAAGUUGGACAUUUUAUGAACAUACAAGGAACCUCAGAUAAAAAAAAUCUAUGCUACUUUUUGUAAUAUUAGAAUUUGUCUUUAUAGUUCUAGUUAAGGGUUUUCUUGACAAUACAUUAUAUCGAUAUGCGACAUACGAAACCUUUAUUGUACAGUGACAUUUUAUAACGUAAAUGUAGUCAAGUGUGUAAUGAAUUUUAAACUCUCAAGAUGUAGUACUCCAACUCAAUGCUUGGCAUUUAAGUCAAUCUUAAUGAGUAGACACAUCAGAAGCUUGAGUACUUGCCAUAUUCUAUUCAAUGCCUAUACUUUUAUUGCUUGUUUCAAUAAUUUUUCUGACAAAAGUCAGAAUAAACAUGGUAUUUGCAACCAUAA